AUGGGGGACGUACUCGAAAAGCUGUUGGACGAGAUCAUCGGCGAAAACAACAAGCCGCUGCGGCCGCCGAAGAAGCUUGCGGGCAAGAGCUUGCGUGGCCAGGGCGACAAGCUUCGUCGGGGCCAGGGCCGCACGCGGUCGCCGCCGGUGAAUAAGGGUGUCCCCCACGAGAUCAACCGCCUCUGCCACGGGCGCCCCGUGUUGCGGGUGAAGAACAUCCACCCCGACCUUAACGGCGAGGAUCUCAGCAAUUUGUUUGGCGAGAUUCUGCCGGUGGAUUUUGUCAAGUUUGAUGCCGUUGACGACACCGUCGCCUACGUGUGCUUCCAGAGCGACAAUAAGCGUAGCAACGGGCGCGCCGUGGAGAAGUACGACGGGCGCAAGGCGAUGGGCCGUGUGAUCACGGUGGAAGUGCCCGGGGCGCUGUUGAUGGAACGCAUUGGUGGUGGUGCCGGCGGCAACCGGCCCACCCAUCGCAGCCGAGAAGCCACCCCUGCUGGUGGCGACCGGGCCAAGAAGCCUCGCCAGCGGCGCGAGAGACGUGAGCGCCGCCAGCGCCCCGAGUCGAAGCUGGCAGAAGCAUUGGACGACGAGUUGUCGGCGUACAUGGCCCAGGGGGAGAAGAUGGAGACCGACUGA
This is a messenger RNA of Diutina rugosa, 639 nucleotides long. RefSeq lists its product as uncharacterized. Gene Ontology annotation, biological process: mRNA export from nucleus. Gene Ontology annotation, cellular component: nucleus. NCBI's taxonomy places the organism in Eukaryota, Fungi, Ascomycota, Pichiomycetes, Serinales, Debaryomycetaceae. Gene Ontology annotation, molecular function: mRNA binding. Bases 1 to 639 code for a protein of 212 amino acids. The transcript has a single exon. The record is from RefSeq and is a predicted model, not a curated record.